AUGCAACGAGCUUGGUCUCAACUUUCAUCGUCUACUCUCCGUUUGGCAGUCUUCGCUGGACGCAGCCAUGUUUCUCUGACAAGACGAACGCUCUCCCAAUCUCUCGUCGACCCUGCCCGUGCUGAACUGCAUUACCACCUUGUCGAACCACCCUCACCAUUCUCCGACAAACUUCCCGCAUUUGCACUUUCCUUCUUGCCAACAGCACCUUCGUCCGCCUCGAGCAGCACGGUGCUUGGCUGGCUCCCGGCCGCUGCAGCCACUGAUGGCCAAGAAGCCGGGUUAAACGACUUCAAGGAGAAUCCCCAGUUCCGCUCUCUCUUACACGAGGCGAUACAAGCAGGUCUCCGCGAGCAAGUAGACGACAUCCAAAUUAACGGCGCGGCGCAAAUCGGGAGUGGCUGGAUGCAUAUUCAUGACGAUCGAAACAUUCCUGCAUUGGGCAGAAUCGGAGAUCCCGACGACAUAAUUGCCUCUGUGCUGGUCGAGGACGGAAAGAUCCAACCCGAAACAUAUCAAGCCAUGCCGGCCUAUCGACUGUGUACCUCGGAUGGCCCAAUACAGUUAACAUUCGGUCUUGCUCGAAAGCUGCAAACUGUUUUGGAGGCUCGAGCAAGAGCAGAAACGACUUAA
Molecule: messenger RNA, 633 nt
Organism: Mycena indigotica
Lineage: Eukaryota; Fungi; Basidiomycota; Agaricomycetes; Agaricales; Mycenaceae
Exons: 5
Coding region: 1-633 (210 amino acids)
Source: RefSeq, a predicted model, not a curated record